AUGGCAUCAGACGAGUUCAUCAGCCUUGAGGCACCUUGCGAGGUUGAUGCGAAAGAUGAAGGGGGAGACAUUCAGGUUAAAGCUCCUGAUGUGAAUGGGGCGGAACCUCUCGCAUCUGAACUCCAACCAGAAGGGGAAUCUGGUGUUGUGGGCAGUAAUCCCAAGCCAUCUGCUGGGAACCUGGAUCUUGAAGAGGGGCAAGUAGAAGAUAUGGACAUCGCGGAUGAUGACAUAGUGGUUGGAAAGGAUCAGUUAUCAGAUGCUUCCAUUCAGCCCCAGACCAGCAUUCUUGCAGCUGUACAGACUGUGAUUGGUUUUGAGGUCAAGCUGAACAAGGGCGACAGGACUGAAAAUGCACCAAUUUAUGAGUCAAACAGCGUCUCUGUUGAAGAAAGUCCCUCGAGAGGAGUUAAAAGAGCCCGUGUGGAAUCAAAGGAGCCUUCUAUUCGUGUCAUCUACACUGACUUGACAAGGAAAGCAAAAGAAAGCAUGCAACUGAUGCAACAAUGGUCUGAAUGGCAGACCAGAAGGCAGCACCAUUUGAAGGAAGCUGUGGAAGGGACCUUAGAAAGUGGUGAAGAGACUUAUUAUCCAGCAUUACAUGUUGGUUCAGAGAAAUCUUGUGCUGUGUCAUUUUGGGUGGAUAACCAAGCAAAGGAAAGUGAUACCGUAGAUGAUGAUACUGUUCCACUGUAUGAUCGGGAGUUUACCUUGGGCUCGACUCCUCUGGGUGAUUCAUCAAACACUGAAAGAAUGGUAGAAUCACAUUGUAAGAUUAACUAUUUUUUGCAGGAAAAUGAUCCCCCUCCUUGGCUGCAUAGAAUGCGUGAGUUAGGGUAUCCUCCGGGCUACCUAGAUGUGGUUGACGAUGAAGAUAAACCUUCGGGUAUCACCAUAUUUGGAGAUGGUGAGGUGAAACUAGAGCACGAGGAGGGAGAGCUUUCAGAGCAAGCCGAGGCAUCCCCACCUAAGAAAAGGAUGACAGUGGAAUUCCCUGGAAUAAACGCCCCCAUCCCAGAGAAUGGUGACCAGUGGCUGUGGGGUAGCGCUCCGCCUCAGUCCUCAGGCCGCUACCACUCAUUGGAUUCGAGGGACUACCGUGAUAGAGGACCUCCUGGUGCUGAUCAUUAUUCAUCGAGAUACCAUUCCCACGAUUAUGGGCCUUUGAGCCCAAGCUUAGGGAGGUCACACUCAGACAGGGGGUGGAGAAGCCCACCUCGUUAUGAUAAUCUGCCAGCAGACGAUGGUUCCUGUACCCCGCACUCAUACCCCAGCAGGCAGUACUCGGGCCACUACAGCUCGAGCUCUGAGAUGUCGUCACGCCAUUCCAGGGAUAGAGACAGAGACAGGCAUGACAGCAGGCACUACCACCACCGCAGAUGA
This is a messenger RNA of Miscanthus lutarioriparius, 1383 nucleotides long. The record is from the annotation of a GenBank genome assembly. NCBI's taxonomy places the organism in Eukaryota, Viridiplantae, Streptophyta, Magnoliopsida, Poales, Poaceae.